CACCCCCUGCUGGUUGGAGGUCCAUCCUGCGCCCUCCUGCCGGCCGCGGCCUGAAGAAGCGGUUUUUUCUCUCUCGGGCGCUGCUCGCCUGCCAGCUCCGACAUGGCGAUGCACAACAAGGCGCAGACCCCACAAAUUCCGGACACCCGGCGGGAAUUGGCUGAGCUGGUCAAGAGGAAGCAAGAGCUGGCGGAGACUUUGGCAAACCUGGAACGUCAGAUCUAUGCUUUUGAAGGAAGCUAUUUGGAAGAUACACAGAUGUAUGGGAAUAUCAUUCGUGGAUGGGAUCGUUACUUGACCAAUCAGAAAAACACUAACAGUAAGAAUGAUCGAAGGAAUAGGAAAUUUAAAGAAGCAGAACGUCUCUUUAGCAAGUCAUCCGUUACUUCAGUAGCAGCAGUGAGUGCUUUAACUGGUGUUCAAGACCAAAUGGUGGAAAAGCGUGAACCAGGUAGUGGGACAGAAAGUGACAAUUCUCCAGACUUCCAGAAUCAGGAAAAUGAACCUAACCAGGAGGACACUGAGGAACUGGAUGGAUCACAUCUGCAAGGAGUGAAGCCUCAGAAAGCAGCCUCUUCCACAUCAUCUAGCAGUCACCAUGGGAGUCACAAGAAAAGGAAAAACAAAAAUCGACACAGGAUUGAUAUCAAGUUGAAUAAAAAACCAAGAACUGAUUAUUAAAGAAUCUUUCGACAGUUGCAGUUGUCAUGAUCCGGGUUUGAAGAACAUGGACAUACGGGAGCAUUGAGAGCAUUUUGCUCCAGAAGUUCGCAGUAAUUUUUUUACAAGAAUCAAUACUACAACAAAGCAGCUGUGCCUGCUCAUGGUGUUUGAGGCCACCUUGCAUCUUUACAUGCUGCAUUUGAUCUGUGUUUAACUGAAUGUUGCUAUAUGGUUACGGUCCAAUAGUUAUUUGUACAAGUACAGCACGCGCUGGGUUUUAUAGCCAGUUUAAACUGUCGUGGGGAUGGGGGGUGGUAUUAACUGGUCACUUUUAAGUCUGUUGUGACUCACUCUGACCAUUUGAUCUUACCAGUGACAUUACACGAGAUUAUAUUCUUCAUGAAAUGUGAAGGGUUUUUGAUUUAGUAUAAUUCAAUUUUAAAUCUCUUGUUGGAAGUUCCUAAAAUGCUAGUGAUGCCAUCACUAUUUCAGUUUUUGAGUACGAAUGGCAGGUUUUUUUUUUCCUUUUUAACUUGUCUUGAACUUCAUUUAAAGUGUUUUUUUUCUGUGCUGGAUUGUGUCUUAACUGAUUUGAUAUGCAGGCAGAAUGUACCUGUUUGGUAUCAAACCUUGUGCACAUCUGAGAGAAAGUGACGGAGAGAAAAUAACAUAAGGCUUUAAUCUCCAGAUAUUUCUAAAUAGACUCAAUGGAGUUAGAUUUAAUAGCAACAUGUGGUUUUAUUUUUUUGAACCUGGUAUAUUUUGUUGUGCUUUCAAUAUUGUAUGUAUAAAUACUACCUUUUAAUUUGUACAAUUAUGACUUUGUUUUUUUGGACAAAUGGCUUUACUAUUUUUUUUUAAGAGGAAAUAUGGAUUUGUGACCAUUUUGUAUUAAAAAGAGUUAAAUAUAA
Rhincodon typus (whale shark) is the source of this 1574-nucleotide messenger RNA. It is a transcript of the gene meaf6, whose product is annotated as MYST/Esa1-associated factor 6. The record is from RefSeq and is a predicted model, not a curated record. Gene Ontology annotation, cellular component: NuA4 histone acetyltransferase complex. NCBI's taxonomy places the organism in Eukaryota, Metazoa, Chordata, Chondrichthyes, Orectolobiformes, Rhincodontidae. The transcript has 7 exons. Bases 103 to 681 code for a protein of 192 amino acids.